Ornithorhynchus anatinus (platypus) is the source of this 2959-nucleotide messenger RNA. It is a transcript of the gene GPR15, whose product is annotated as G protein-coupled receptor 15. Gene Ontology annotation, molecular function: G protein-coupled receptor activity. The coding region runs from base 16 to 1143 and encodes 375 amino acids. Gene Ontology annotation, cellular component: membrane. The record is from RefSeq and is a predicted model, not a curated record. NCBI's taxonomy places the organism in Eukaryota, Metazoa, Chordata, Mammalia, Monotremata, Ornithorhynchidae. The transcript has a single exon. Gene Ontology annotation, biological process: G protein-coupled receptor signaling pathway; immune response.
UAGCUGCUUCAAAACAUGAGAAAAAAAACCCUUCUACUACAUUACAGGUGCAAACAUUUGCCGAGAGCUGAACUCUUAAAGAUGGAUGAGACAACCACCUUCAGCACCACAGAUUAUGACUAUUCAUCCUUCAUUUCUGAUUCCAAUGAUUCCCUGUAUACCUCCAUCCUGCUUCCCAUCCUCUACUCUGUGGUAUUCCUGACUGGAGUCGUGGGGAACCUGAUACUGAUGGGGAGCUUAUGUUUCAAGAAGGGGAGCAGCAGGCGGAUAGAUAUCUUCAUCGUCAAUCUGGCAGCCUCCGAUUUUGUUUUCCUUGUCACACUGCCACUCUGGGUGGAUAAGGAGGCCUCCUCCGGGCUCUGGAGGACCGGCUCCUUCCUCUGCAAGAGCAGCUCUUACAUCAUCUCAGUCAACAUGUACAGCAGUGUCUUCUUCCUCACCUGCAUGAGUGCAGACCGCUUCUUGUCCAUCGUGUGUCCUUCCAGUUCCCGGAGAAUCAGAAGUAGAUCUUUUGCAGCCGGAGCCUGUAUUAGUGUGUGGCUUUCCUCUUGUAUUUUAGGAUUGCCUACGGCGUUACAUAGGACGUUGACAUUCACUGAAGGAAAACCCUUCUGCAUAGACAUUGGAGCUACACCCACCAAACGGGCUUAUGCCCUGGUAUCCUUGAUUUUCACUUUUUUUGUCCCCUUGCUGAGCAUCCUGGCCUGCUACUUGUCCAUUAUGAGGAAGCUGUGUGUUCACUAUCAACAUUCUAGAAAACACAACAAGAAGCUGAGGAACUCCAUCCAGAUCAUCUUCUUCGUAGUCAUGGCCUUUGUCUUCAGUUGGGCCCCUUUUAACACAUUCAAACUUCUCUCCAUCAUCUCCGGGCUCCAGGAAGAUAGCUUCUUUUCUUCAAGAACUCUCCAGCUGGGCAUGGAGUUCAGCAGUCCCUUGGCAUUUGCCCACAGCUGCAUCAACCCUUUCAUCUACUAUGGAUUCGAUAGUUAUAUCCGCCGGGCUAUCGGUCAGAGGCUGUGUUCCUGUCUGAGGAGCCAAGACUAUGGAAGCAGUACCGAAACCUCAGAAAGCCACCUGAGUAAGAUUAACUUCAACUAUGUGGAAGAUUCGAUUAGAAAAAGGAAGAAUUCUGUGUUACUCUGAAGAGAUCUGGGCAUUUCAGGAAAUUGGUUACCUCUAAUGGGGAGUGCUAGGAGGGGGAAGGUGGUUUCGAAUGGAAAAGAGGAGGGUGGGGAGCACAAAUUUGGGGUGAGGGAAAUAGGGAUGAGGGAAUUUGGUUACAUCUUAUACAUUCCAGGAUAAGAUAACACAUAUAGAUAACUCUGAAGUAAUGCUGUUGCCUAGAGGAAGGAUAAGUUGUGGAUAUGGCUGGGAAGGUUGCUGCUUUUGUGACUUGACUUGCUUGCCCAUUAUCAAUUAUGUUUGUAGUUUAGGAGUAUUUCUCCAUCUUUUGCAGUACCAGGACUCAACACUGUUUGUGAUGGACCCUCUAAUUUGUGCUGUCUAAGUCAUAAUAACAAUAAUCAUGAUGUAGUUAAGCACUUACUAUGUGCCAAGCACUGGGUCAUGACACGUGGCUCUAAACUACUCUGUCUCCUGUCCUGGCAAUGAUUAAAAUGACAUUUGAAAAUAGCCUUUGAGUUUCAAGAAUGUGACAAUAUGUUGAUAGCACUGAGAAUAUAUUUAUGCUUAUACUCUAGUUGACUAGUUUCUACUGUAGAUUAUGGCCUCAAACUAUAAAGUCCACAAGGCUUGAGACUUCAUUAUGGUCAUCCUACACUCUAUCACAACAAUUAUCAACUGGAACUGCUUCAUAUUAAAUGUAAAAUACACAUCUCUUGAACCUUCCAGCCUCCCAGUCCGCAGAGUCAGUGUCUGAAUAUCUUUGGAUAAUAGGAUAAUAGGACAAGGUGUCUUUUCAAGACAGGCUUUUUUUGGCUUACUAAUAAGGGAGAAAAAGGUUUUUUUCAUGGUUAUAUUACAUUUUACAUGUAUUCUGUUAAAGAUGUUAGACCUUUUUAUCCUAACCCCAACAGUUUUAUGCAUUAAUGUUAUAACUUUUCUUAAUCACUUGGCUUUAAUUGCACAAAUUCUCAGUAGAUUAGUGGAGAAAUGUCAUAAACAGUCUAGGGGCGCUGGAAUUGCUGGAACUAGUCCUAAGGGCUAGUUGAGGAUCUCCCCUUUGGUUUCCUGAAGGCAUUUUGUCUUUCUACCCAUUUUUUUUUAGAAUGCAUGGUAGGAGUACCAUAGAAUCUAAUUCUGAUGGGAACCUCCUAUUUUAAGGACAGCCACAUCAAAUAAUAUUGAUGCUUAAACUACAAUCUCAAGGGCCACAAUCUCUUUGCUGUAACACUCAUGCAUAUUACUAUGCAUUCUGUUGAAGAGAUAAAGCUAAAUGAAUUACUCCCACAUAAAAUCAGAAAAAAGUAUGAUGAGCAAUUGCCUGGUUAAUGUGCACAGUAACUAUAUAAGUGACUUUAGUUAUGCUGAAAAAAAUAUAUAUAUAUACACACACACGUGCAUAUUCUAUACCACCUGAGCCAGAGCUUGCACCUGCAAAGACCUGGGGGGGUGGGGGGGGGGAGGGAGUAGAUUAAAAAAAAAAAGAACAAACCAUGUACUCAAAUAAGUUUUUCAUUUGAAUAUCUGCAUCUUGCAGAGAACCCUUAAUGGAGUUUCUGAAAUUUCAUAUAGAGAGUGGGGACAUUGUUUUAAAAUUCACUCUAACAGAUGUAAUAAAGAUUAGAGAUUGUUGAGUAUUUUCUCGACCAUUGUGCUGGAAUGUACCUUCUAAUGUAAUAUUCUGCAUGCAAUUCACUAUUUAUGGGAAUAGUUUACAAAGAAAUAAACAUGCUUCUUGAAAUAAGAGCUAUUUAAAAAUUGAAUUUGCCAUAUUUGUGUAGAACAUUUCAUUUAUCUCAUGAUUCUUUAUUAAAUAAAAUCAUCUCUCUUUAGUCAA